GUUUAAGCACAGGGGUUUACCACCGUAAUGUCGGAAACGUAAAGUUAACCUAUUUAGCAAGACGUAUUCUGAUUCGCUGCUCAAUACAAACCUGUGAGUGAUAAGCCAAUCAUUUAUGUUCUCAUUGGUCGUUGACAGCAACCAACAUACACAAUCAGAGAUAUUAGAAAAGGAUCUCUGACACAAUAAACAUAUCGAGAGGUAUCAAUGUUUAGCUAGGAGUUUGGGGAAACUGGACAAUUAUUACCGAGCAAUGGUUAGCAAAGUUAUUUGGUGAGAAACACGAUUUAUGUAUAUCGUUCAGCCAGUUCAAUGACAACUGUCAGCUAAAAUGAAUCUGGGGGAUGGUCUGAUGUUCGAAGUUGAAAAUGGAAAGCCCAGGCUAAUUCUAACCAAUCAUCAUGGUGUUGAUACGAAGAAUCCAAAUAAGAUACUCUCUCGAACCAGACCACAAAAUGCUCUCAACUCAAAGAAGUUUCCCGAACCAGUAUCUGAGGAGCCUCUGAGAGUACAGAGGAAACGUGCAGAGAGGAGGAAGGCAGUCCCUAUUACACACACCGUGCCAGUCAAGAAUGACACUCCAAUGGUUGCAUCCAAUCAUACAAAACCAAAGGCCAAGGGCAGCACUGACCACAAUACCAAAGCCUUGGCCAAAGUGUCUUCAGCUAAAGGACAUGGGCAGAUAGCCACCGAUAGACCUCCAAAGUCCACUGUGAAGGACAGCUUGGUCUGUUUGACCAAUGAGCAGCUCCAACAGAUCCUCAGCACAAUCAACAACUCAACCAUUCGCUCACAGGAUCCAGAUGUACACAGCCAGCCUCAAACAGGAAAUGACGGGAACUCUAAAGAGGAUUGCCUGUUGAAUGGAACGGGGAGAAAAGGAAGUGCUGCACAUGUUAGUGGGAAUGGAAACUCACAGGAAAAAAGCGAGGAUGAAAGGUGGGCGAUUUGUGGUCAACCAUCUGGCCUGUUCAGUUCUCUGGGAGAAAGAGAGCUGGACAAAGAAGCACUGGAGGCCAAGAGGACACAAUGGAGGAAAGAACUAGAUGAACAGAUGGCUCUGAAGAAACAGCAGAAAGACCUGAGCAGACCAGAUGUCACGGCAGACCAUGGCCCCAGGGGAAGGGUGACCAUCACAUCCAAACCUGGUCCCGGAGAUGGUCACAUACACACCAGGAUGCUAGGAGGACCCGGUCUGGAGGACACAGACACACUGUGCUCCACUCAGAGCUACAGCAGUCACAGAGACCUCCCUUCUGCCAUCAGAUCUGCCUUCGUAGUGGGGGAGGCCACCCCAGUAGAACAUGCCUUCAGCGCUCAGAAGAAGGAGCAUCAUAGGAGGUGGCUGCAGGAUCUGGACCGUCAGAGGGAGGAGGACAAGCUGCGACACCGGCAGGAGAAACAGUAUCUCAGCCAAGCUGAGGACCAUGAGCGCUGGGCCAUGCACUUUGACUCCCCCCAGAUGAGAGUCCCUCUCCAGGCCCCCGUGGCUGCAGAGAGGGGCGAGUCAGAGCCCCUCAGUCAACAGAGGACCCAUUUUGGAGCCCUGUCUGUGGCCUGGGACGGAGCCAGCACCUACGGAGGGGACAGUCUUGGGAGAGCCAGCGUCGACAUCACUGGAGGAUUCCCACAGAAGGCAAGCCAUCUCCGUACCAUGACGGCCCUACUGGACCCAGCCCAGAUCGAGGAGAGAGAGAGGAAGAGAGUGAAACAGCUGGAGCAUCAGCGUGCCAUCGAGGCUCAGGUGGAGGAGAGGAGGAGGCAACGAGAGGCAGAGGAGGCCGUUCGCCUGGCUGUGGAGCAGGAGGAGGAGAGGAGGGUGGCGCAGGAGAGAGAGCUGCUACAGAAACAGUACCAGCUCGACACUCAGAGAAAGAGGCACACAGAGGAGCAGCACAGUCGUAAGCAGGAGGAGCUUUACCUGAGUGUUCAGCGGGCCCAGGAGGAGGCCCUGAAGGACAAGCAGCAGCAGAGGAUCAGAGAGCUGGCCAGGAAGGGACACGACGUCUCCAAGCUGCAACACUCUCUGGAGGGGGAACCUGUCUCCUCACGGGUCUUUAACACCAGCUCAGGACCAUACCACUACCAGACAGGGACAGGAAGGGAGAUGGACACCCUGAGAGAAGAGACUUGCAGCACCGCUUCCCUUAGGAAGGACAUGGCAGUGAAGUCUGAAGUGAACCCAGCAGUCAGGCCGGGCUGCACGUACACAGUGGAGGCUCUAGGUAAUCGAAGCCAGGCAGUGCAAACCCCAGACAUCCCUGUAGAGUACAGACCUCCUCCUCCCAACGCCAAGAGGUGCAGGCGGGAGGCCAGGCAGGAAGCACAGCUGGCUCAGAGGAACCCUCCUGGCCCCAGGGCGGGGAAGGAGAACGUUUGGCUGAACGACCUGGGAGUAGGAGAAGGUGGUGCAGGAGACCUGUACGAGGCCUUUGCCCGGACAGACCAAGGCCAGAGACACAGGGGAGGAGGUCGUAGGCCAGAGUGGAACACUCAGAGACCCAGUAAACCCUAUGUCCCGGCAUCAGAGCGCUACCCUGCAGGGCUACAACACACCAGGCAGGAGAGCCGCCUCCGCAGGCAGAUGGAACUCAUGACCAUGAUGGAGAGGAACACCAUAACCCCUCACCCCCCUGACCCCGAACCUGACCUCAGGCCUGCUGACCCCUCGCCACCACAAGCCAACUACCCUGCUAGCACUGCACAGGGCAGGAUAAAGAAUGGCAUCACAGGUGUGACACACGCCACGGCUGUUCACACUGGAAGAGUGCCCCCCAGAUCCCCUCCAGUUCCUGCUAUCAAACACCGCCUUCAGAACCAGUCCCGUGGCUCCCGCCUCCCUACACAGGCCCAUGGUUCGCUCCAGGACACAGACUGCUCCCCUCCUCCUCGGAGUACAUCCCCUAUCUGAGGACCGACGAGGUGUACCACAUGGAUCCCCGUGCCCCCAUCUCCAGACCCUCCACACAUCCACAGACAC
Messenger RNA from Oncorhynchus masou masou (cherry salmon), 2980 nucleotides. RefSeq names its product coiled-coil domain containing 66 (gene ccdc66). The coding region runs from base 332 to 2911 and encodes 859 amino acids. Gene Ontology annotation, biological process: cilium assembly. The record is from RefSeq and is a predicted model, not a curated record. NCBI's taxonomy places the organism in Eukaryota, Metazoa, Chordata, Actinopteri, Salmoniformes, Salmonidae. The transcript has 17 exons. Gene Ontology annotation, molecular function: microtubule binding. Gene Ontology annotation, cellular component: microtubule; cilium.